UAUCAUUUUCAAACCUCUCUUUAAUUUCCUCUCUCUUCCCUUACACGAAGUUUCUACCAUUAACAUCCCUCUCUUUGUCUAUAAAUCUAGUAGCCAUGCUUCAAUUGUUUCCCUCCUUUCUUCCAUCAACCUUAAAGUUUGAAAAGAAUUCCAAAAGAAAUAUUAAAAUGAGAGUUUCUUAGUGACACAACAUGUGUUGUGGAAUAACAACCAUACACUGACCUACACUACUACAAACACUUUCCUUGUGAUAUAACUGUCUUCUCUAUAUACUUGUUAACUAACUCCUUUCAUCUUGUAUGUUACUUUAGGCUUCUUUUUCUCUUAAGUAAAUCAGAAUACAUAUAGGAUAUGGGUGAGGAAGUGAAGCAGGAACCACCCAAGGCAGAGUCAAAGCCAGAGGAAACUCCGGUAGAAGAGAAGAAAGAAGAGCAACCAGAGGAGGAAAAAGAGCCUAAACCACCAUCUCCAUGUGUGUUGUUUGUAGACUUGCAUUGUAUGGGAUGUGCAAAGAAAAUUGAGAAAUAUAUAAUGAAAACUAGAGGAGUUGAGGGAGUGGUGAUUGAUAUGGCUAAAAAUGAAGUAUUGAUAAAGGGAAUAGUGGAGCCUCAAGCAAUAUGCAAUAUUAUAACAAAGAAAACAAAGAGAAUGUCCAAAGUUAUAUCUCCAUUGCCUGAAGCAGAAGGAGAACCUAUACCAGAAGUUGUUACUUCUCAGGUUAGUGAACCAGUUACUGUGGAACUUAAUGUAAACAUGCACUGCGAGGCCUGUGCUGAGCAGCUCAAGGGGAAGAUACUCAAAAUGAGAGGAGUCCAAAAAGUAGAGACAGAUCUUAGCACAGGGAAGGUUACUGUGACAGGAACCAUGGAUGCAAACAAUUUAGUGGACUAUGUCUAUAGACGAACCAAAAAGCAAGCCAAAAUAGUUCCACAGCCAGAACCUGAACCAGAAUCAGAAAAGAAAGAAGAAGAGAAACCAGCUGAAGCAGAAGAAGCUAAACCAGAAGAAAAGAAAGAAGAGGUUGGUGAAGAAGAUAAUAAGAAUGAAAGUAAAGAAGUAGUAGAUAAUGGAGUUGAUGAUGAAGAAGGCAUCAUGAAGAGGAUGAUGUACUAUAACUACUACCAACCAUACUAUGUGGUUGAACGAAUGCCACCACCACCUCAACUAUUCAGUGAUGAAAAUCCCAAUGCAUGUUGCAUUUCGUAAAAUUCAUCACGUUCACAUUAUCAAACUAGUUAUAAUUUAAUGAUAUAUCGUUCAGUCUUUUUAUGUAUGUACGAUAUAUUACUAUAUAUUAAAUUGUUUGGACACUGUUUGGUUAAUGAAUUUGAUGUUGGGUA
This is a messenger RNA of Lathyrus oleraceus (garden pea), 1340 nucleotides long. Its product is annotated as heavy metal-associated isoprenylated plant protein 9. Lineage: Eukaryota; Viridiplantae; Streptophyta; Magnoliopsida; Fabales; Fabaceae. The record is from RefSeq and is a predicted model, not a curated record. The transcript has 5 exons. Gene Ontology annotation, molecular function: metal ion binding. Bases 352 to 1206 code for a protein of 284 amino acids.